AUGUCGUGGAGGAAGACGGAUAGGUUGAUGGAUACCAUCAGGCAUUACGCCAGUUUCCCGGCAACUGGUGUGAGCUUGAGGCAGAUGGUCCAAUUUGGAGAGAAGCCUUCAGUUGGAACCCUCUUCCGUGCCUCACAAUUCCUUGCCGAGGAGCUACCAAUCCGCCUUGCCCAUCGUGUACAAGAGCUCGACGAACUUCCAGAUGGCCUCAACGACAUGCCCUCCGUGAAGCGAGUGCAGGACUGGUACGCACAGUCAUUCGAGGAACUCACACAACUUCCCCGACCUGACUUGGAUAAAUCAACAAAAGAAAGGCUCUUGAGGCCUGCCAAAUCGUACGGGAAAGGUCCAAUGCUCUCCGAGGCAACCCGAAACCCGAGUAUCGAGGAAGGCCAAUAUGCCUCUUUGCCGCAGUCCAAUGGAAACGGCUGGAGCAAGCAGAAGAACGUCGCCGCACGGAGAUAUUUUGCAAUGGUGGAUGAUGUCGGCGAUUGGCCGCCUGAGCUGCGUUUGUACAACGAGCGCUUCGCCAAAGCCCUGCAUGGCAUCAAGAGGCGCCACGACGGAGUUGUCACCACCAUGGCACAGGGCAUCCUGGAGUACAAGCGCAAAAGACAGCGCAUGCAGAUUGAUAACAACAUCCAGUCAUUCCUCGAUCGAUUUUACAUGUCGCGCAUAGGGAUCCGCAUGCUCAUCGGUCAGCACAUUGCCUUGACCGAUCAAAGCCACCACCGGGAUCCCACCUAUGUCGGCAUCAUCUGUACCAAGACCAAUGUUCAGGAUCUCGCGCAAGAAGCCAUUGAGAAUGCGCGCUUUGUCUGCGAGGACCAUUACGGACUUUUCGAAGCACCCAAGAUUCAACUCGUUUGCAACCCUAACCUGAACUUCAUGUACGUUCCAGGGCAUCUUUCGCAUAUGCUCUUUGAGACUUUGAAAAACUCUCUCCGCGCCGUUGUCGAAACACACGGUCAGGAUAAGCAGGAAUUCCCUGUGACCAAGGUCAUUGUGGCAGAGGGUAAGGAGGAUAUCACCAUCAAGAUCUCGGACGAGGGUGGUGGUAUUCCCCGAAGCUCUAUACCUCUCGUUUGGACAUAUAUGUACACCACUGUGGAUCGCACACCGAAUCUAGACCCGGACUUUGAUAAGAACGACUUCAAAGCGCCUAUGGCUGGCUUUGGGUAUGGAUUGCCUAUCUCACGACUUUACGCGCGAUACUUUGGCGGAGACUUGAAACUUAUCAGCAUGGAAGGGAACGCUCGAGGAUUGACGCUAGGGUUAAGGUAUACACUGCACAAGAGGCUUAAGGAUCGCGAGAUCACGGAGCGUCGGCAGGUUGGAGACGCUCAGGAGAUGAUGAAUCGGGGCGACACCGAUCCUGGGUAUUUCAAGCAAAACAACGACUUGUGA
Molecule: messenger RNA, 1407 nt
Organism: Colletotrichum abscissum
Lineage: Eukaryota; Fungi; Ascomycota; Sordariomycetes; Glomerellales; Glomerellaceae
Exons: 4
Coding region: 1-1407 (468 amino acids)
Biological process (GO): regulation of glucose metabolic process; protein phosphorylation
Cellular component (GO): mitochondrion
Molecular function (GO): pyruvate dehydrogenase (acetyl-transferring) kinase activity
Source: RefSeq, a predicted model, not a curated record